UCGAACAACACAAAACAGCAUCGCGCAAGUAUGACUAGCCAUCACGGUAAACAAAUUGUACUGGAAGCGGUUACAAACUUCCGCAUCGUAGUGCAACAAUUGAUAGCGUUGCAUCUGAAGUGGCAGCGUGACCACAUUGUACGUUUGCGGCGGCAAUUCUAUACGAGGCUCUCCCGCCGGUUGCGUCGAAACAUUUCCGUUUACCGUCGCCAACGGCAACAGCUGGAGAAAGAUGUGCCUAUUGUACGCCCCGAGCGUACACCUAAACUGGUCCGGGUUGUGCCAUUGCCUAGGGAGGUGCCAUUGCCCCGGGAAGGCAUCGGAUUAACGUCGGCUUUCGACAAUGAUCAGCUAAACAUGUUACGUAUGGAUCCGGAGACCUUCGGGCUCGUAUGCGAGCUGGCUAAGGGUGAGCUCCUGGCAGACUCUAAACCGCCCACGCUAGAUGAUCCACUGACGCUGGAGAUGCAGGUCGGCAUCUCGCUGUAUGUGCUCGGUACCGGGGAGGAUUAUCGGAUGGCCGGAAAAAAGUUCGACUUGCACUUCACCACGGUGCGCAAGUAUGUGCAUAGCUUCUGCCAGGCGCUGGUGAAAACGGCCCUUACAAGUGAAAUACGGAUGCCGACGGACACGGAUGGGCUGGAGGGAGUUAUCAAAGAGUUUGAAGAUUUCGUCGGUAUACCACAAAUUGUAGGGAUCCUUGACUGCCUUCAUGUGGCCAUCAAUCAACCAAGUGGUGAUAGCAAGGAGUAUCUGAAUAGCAAAGGAUGGAAUUCGUUGGUUUUGCAGGCCGUAGUGAAUUGCAAUGGAAGAUUCAUGGACAUUUCCUGUAAGCAUCCCGGCAAAGCGAAUGAUGAAACGGUGCUAUUGCAAACCAGUCUGUAUACAACGAUGGAGGACCAGGUGCAUCCCUUCGAUCAAGCUAGAAUGAUCGAUAAAAAAGCGGUACAUCCAUUUCUGCUCGGAGACAAGGGAUAUCCUUUGCUGCCGUGGCUCAUCACGCCAUACUUCCCGGGCAAACUGUCCAGCGCUGAAUAUUCCUUCAAUGUAUACGCAGCGAAGGCACGGAACGUUAUCGGGACAGCAUUUGAGCGGCUGACUGGACGAUGGAAGGUACUGGACCGCUGCCUAAAUGCGAAUAUGUCUGUUGCACCCGAUAUCAUAGCAACUUGUUGCAUUUUGCACAACAUCACCGAACGCUGUGGCUCGCAGUACAAGGAAAGCUGGAGCGACUGCCCGAGCGUGGACGAUGCUACACCCACCCAACCCCAGUGGUCUUGCGGAAUCGUUACGACGGAGGGCGAAGAGGUUAGGAAUCAUUUGGCCAAAUAUAUGGUCAGUAAUUAUCCAAAGAUUGAAGAGGAUGAAGAUUGAAAAGGUCUUGGCAAGCAGUUUUUAAUAAUAAAACAAUAGUAAUAAAUAUACGUA
Anopheles coustani is the source of this 1428-nucleotide messenger RNA. RefSeq lists its product as uncharacterized. The record is from RefSeq and is a predicted model, not a curated record. Bases 31 to 1374 code for a protein of 447 amino acids. NCBI's taxonomy places the organism in Eukaryota, Metazoa, Arthropoda, Insecta, Diptera, Culicidae. The transcript is spliced from 3 exons.